CUUCCAGACACAGCGUUGGUGAGCUGGGGCUUGGACCCCCUCUUUGAAGUGAUCCGCUUCUGGUUUAUCGUGAAAAAGGGCACCGUGCCCCUGUUUCAGUCUUUAAGGUUGGCAAUCAUGGCCCAGGAUAAGAACCUUUUAACUGUGAUUCUGGUCUGUUGUUUGCUUGUCGUGAGCAUUGUCGCUUUGGUUAUCGGGAUCGUCAGCCUAAACUCUCAAAGCGGAGGAGGGAGGACCAACACGACCGAUGCCCAACAGCCGAUAAACAUCUACACUCAGCCGUCAAAUACAGGUAUCAAUGACGAUAGAGUCUGGUUGUUUGCUAUCGGCCACUACGAUAAUGUUCUCGAAUAUUUAGAUGAAAGAACAUACACCAUCAAGGGAUUCGGACCAGACAUAAUUGAUGCAGUGUGCUCGAUAGCCAACAAAAAUUGUAAACUGGUUAAUGACAUCUACGAGAAUUGUUGGGAUAGCCAAGCCGGUGAGCGCCCGCGUGGAGGUCAAGGGCUAAUGGGUGGAUGGUACGACGCGUGCACAGGAUGGGUGCAAUCCUUCGAUCGCCUUCUGACGUAUUACUUCACAGUGCCUUACAAGAAAGGGAAUACAGUCGCCCUCUUCGCCAAAACUGACAGCACAGUGACGUAUAAUGAUUUGACCAAUCGGAAGGUUGGAUUUCUAGACGGUUGGAGUGCAGACGAGUUUUGCCUCGCUCGUUACACAAACAUCGCGGGUUCAAUGCUUGGCACAAACCAGAUAUUUCAUUACCAAUCAGCAGAUCACAUGAUAGACGCCAUCCUCAACGACCAGAUUGACGUUGCGUUCGGCACAGCCCUUGCUCAAUUCACCACCUCGUUGAAACGCAUAUCACCGUAUCCCGGUUUCGAGAAUAACUGCGAGGCCGGUGGUUCAUCCAUGAUGACGAGACACACCAGCCGUGAUCUGGUGAAUUGGUGGAACGAUGCUUACCAGCGGCUUGUCGACAGAGGGCGCUACAAUGAAAUCUGCGAAGCGGUUCACGAGAGACACGGUCAUAUCCCCGGUCAAACUUACGAAGAAAUAUGUCUGGGCUAUUGAAAUGUUUCAUGCUGAUUGGUCGACACACUCUCACGUGACCCGGGCUCUUUGGGUGAAAGUUAUCUUAUUCAGGAAAAACCAGCAACAUCAUUAUGAUGAUCGACAUAAAGGAUUCAUCAUUCAGUUACCUUCAUAAUGACUUUCUUUAUCAUUAUAUGAUAGAAAGAGGGAGUGAGGGGGAGGGGUUAAAGGGUGGUUCAUAAAAGGACCUUUCAUUGUUUCAAAAAUUAAAAGUGUUUAUUUAGAUCUUAGCACGGUUUCCAUAGUGCACACUCAACCUCGACGGAUCGCUUUGAGAUAAGAAUAAUGAUAAUAGUGAUAAUAAAUAAAUAAUGAUGAUGACGAUAAUGAUGUAUUAAUAAAUAUAAUAAUAAUAGUAAUAAAUUUAGUCUUUUGAGCACGACUCAUUCGCAACAGGGAUAAAUACUCUUUUUUUAAGUUAAUGAUUUACUGCAGACUUGUUAAUGCGCUGGAUCUUUCCUCUAUUUACAUGAUUUACCCUUCGAAUCAUAUACAAGGCAUUAAAUACAUAUGUGUCCAAUUAUAUAUGGGGGUACCCAUUGGCGGCGGAAGGUAAAAAAUGUAGGGGGGUCCACCUGAAAUUUUGGAUGGGACACUGGUAAAAAAUUGGACAAGCAAAAAAAAGAAAUAGGUUAUCAACCUAAAUUUUAGGGGGGACCACAAAACUUUUAUGGGGGUCCAACUGAAUUUAGGGGGGACGCAGGAAACAAAAUUGACAAGCAAAAAAAAAAAAGGUUCCCAACAAACAAUUUAGGGGGGACAGGUCCCCCCCCCCCCCCCCGCUUCCUUCGCCUAUGGGGGUACCACAGGGAUCAUAAGUCAGUCCACAUUUGUUCAGAAUUGGGAUGGCUCUUCUUGACUUCUCCCAAACCGAUGUGAUUCUGUAAAACGUGAAAUACUACUAACAAGUAAAGAAACAAUGGGUUUGAACUCAGCAUCCUUGGAAUGGUUCAGGUGUUACUUAAAGGGCAAGUCGACCCCACCAGAAAAUUAAUUUGAGUGAAAAAAUAAUAAUAACACUGAAAAUUUCAUCAAAAUCGGAUGUAAAAUAAGAAAGUUUUGAUAUUUUAAAGUUUCGCUUAAUUUCACAAAAAAAUUAUAUUCACAUCCAGGUCGGUAUGCAAAUCAGGGGACUGAUGACAUCAGUCACUCACUAUUUCUUUUGUAUUUUAUUACAUUAAAUAUGAAAUAUUCUAAUUUUCUCCUCAUUGUCAUGUGAAACAAAGUUUUAUUCCUCCCUGAACAUGUGAUAUUACCAUUGUUUUAACAAUUUAUGAUUCAAUCAAGUUGGUCCUUUUUGUCAAAUCCGUAAAAAUUGAAAUAUUGUAUAAUUCAAACAAUAUAAAAUACAAAAGAAAUAGUGAGUGAGGGACAUCAUCGACUCUCUCAUUUGCAUGCCACUAAGUUGUGCAUAUAACUGUUUUGUGAAAAUUAAAUAAAACUUUAAAAUGUCAUAACUUUCUUAUUUUACAUCCAAUUUUGAUCAAAUUUUAAGCAUUAUCAUGAUUAGGCUUAUUUGAUUUUUCUCUAUUGAUUCAAAUCAACAUUUUUCUGGGGUGGACUUGACCUUUAACAAAUCGUUGUCACGUUCACUCUAUGCAAAAUAUACUUUCAGAUUAUAUGCCUAUAUGACAUGUAAAUUACCACGGGGGCAUACUCGGCCUCAUUCUUAUUAUGUACUAUGUUGAUGCUAUGUGUACUCUUUGUUUACAAUGGUCACUCUGCGUAUCGUCUCUCUGGUACGAAUCGUACGCUGAUUGGGGAAAAAACACAGAGCUUAUACUUAUCACGUGGUGGUGAAUUGAUGGUAUAUAUAUAUAUAACAAACCUACAGUUUAUAUUUGGGCAAGGCAAGGUAUAUGGACCUAGGUCAAUGGCAGAAGCACCAAUAUGGCUAGUAAAUGUGAUAUGUUCACCUGUUUCACCAAAUCUCGAAAAAGAAAGUCUUCUAUUAUAGACAUGAGAUAGGCCAUCGCUAAUGGGGGGGGGGGGUAGGGCAGGGUGCGACAACUUGUACUACAUGUACUUCAUCAUCAAGUUCUCUACUCAAACGCGUCAUUUAUGUUCAUUGUAGGAUAAGUAGGUCGAUGAGAACGAUAAGUUUAAAAAUUAAAUGUAAAUCUUGGAAUUCAAACCCUCAAUGAUUAUAUUACAUCAGCUAAUUUAACAUUUCCACAGUGAAAAUAGUUUUAUUGAUGCAACAUAUUUGUAUGAAAAAAAAAUGUCUCGGCUCUUUUCCUUAAAUGUUUAUCAUAACUUGAAUGUGUCUUUUAGUUUGAUUGUAUCCUUAUAUAACCACAUAUAUAAAGUUGUGAGAUUAAAGUAAAGUGCACUUUU
Molecule: messenger RNA, 3432 nt
Organism: Lytechinus pictus (painted urchin)
Lineage: Eukaryota; Metazoa; Echinodermata; Echinoidea; Temnopleuroida; Toxopneustidae
Exons: 9
Coding region: 118-1074 (318 amino acids)
Source: RefSeq, a predicted model, not a curated record